AAGAGAUGUUUUUCUCUAUUCCGUGGGGAGCUCACCACCUCGAUGUACUGGGGAGGGACAGGGACUGGGCGACGUGACCUGACCAGCUGUACUGGUGGCCGCUGGCUUUCCCUGAAGCUGCUCCCUGCAAGUGUGCAACUGGGUGUACGUGUGUGAGAAGAAGUCCGUCAUGGUGGCGAAGCCCCUAUCUCAUCCGUAGCCCCUGCGUCACAGCAAGGCCUCGCCAACCUUUGGGCGAGAAAUAGCCAAGUGCUCCUCCACGCACGCGUGCUGAGCUGACUGAAUCUGGGGUAGCUCGCCCCUUGCCCCCCCCCCCCCGGUUAAUGCUGUGCCUCAUUGCCCCCCUUCCGCAAUCGAUUCUGCCUCAUUUUGUCUUUCCCUUCCUCCGCCGGUGACGCACCGAAAUCGGCAAGUGGGAGCUACCUGCAGCAGGAGCGCGGCCAGCGGGAGCAGACAUGGGGAAAUCCUUUUCAUUACCUUCACAUGUAUCUAGAGAAGAUGGAGGUGGUUCAUCUGACUGUAUGAAGAAUGGUUUAGUGCAUUCGGAAUCACACAGUGAAGAUGGAAGAGGUGGAGAUGUGUCGCAGUUUCCUUAUGUUGAAUUUACAGGAAGAGAUAGCGUCACGUGUCCCACAUGUCAGGGAACAGGGAGAAUCCCACGGGGACAAGAGAACCAGCUGGUUGCCCUGAUUCCAUACAGUGAUCAAAGACUGAGGCCAAGAAGAACAAAGCUCUAUGUGACUGCUUCUGUAAUUGUAUGCUUACUGCUUUCUGGACUGGCAGUAUUUUUCUUAUUUCCUCGCUCUAUUGAUGUGGAAUAUAUUGGAGUCAAGUCGGUAUAUGUCAGCUAUGAAGCACCGAAGCACAUAAUAUAUUUAAAUAUUACGAACACAUUGAACAUAACGAACAACAAUUAUUAUGCUGUUGAAGUUGCAAACAUUACAGCCCAGGUGCAACUUUCAAAGACUGUUAUUGGGAAAGCACGGCUGAACAAUAUUACUCACAUUGGCCCACUAGAUAUGAAACAGAUUGACUACAUGGUACCUGCAAUUAUACAAGAUGAAAUGAGCUACAUAUUUGAAUUUUGUACCCUACCCUCUAUCAAAGUCCAUAACAUAGUAGUAAUGAUGCAAGUGACUGUGACAACUUCUUACUUUGGCCAUUCUGAACAAAUUUCUCAGGAGAGAUACCAGUAUGUAGACUGUGGUGGAAACACAACGUACCAGCAGGGGCAGACAGAGUAUCUAAAUGUCCUUCAGCCGCCUCUGUAAAAAGAGCAGAGAUGGGGAAAGAAGAUGGUUCAUCAGUGCUGAACUUCCUGUCAUAUUUGGUAGAACAACUUAAAAAGGUAUAUGUAUAUAGCUUAGCUGUCCUGAAGGAUUUGAAACAUGAGCAGAAAAAGAGCAAAGUGUAUAUUAUCAGAAAUGAGAACUUCUUCCUCCGCUUUUACUAUGUAAGUAUCUGUCAGGGUGUCAGGAAGAAAGUUAAAUCAGUGAAUUUUCAUACAUGGAUUCACAACAUCAGCGUGCAAACACAUAAUUGUAUAAAUGACACUGAGUCACUAACAAGUAUUAUCUUAGAAAACAAGUUGAUUACAAAAUAGUUAUUUCGGUUACGAUUAUUUCAGAUGACAGCCUGUACAUCUGAUGUAUCGAAACAUUUUUUGCUGUGUUAAAGCAUUAUUUUGUUUGUUUGUUUAAAACCUUAUAAGGUUCUUGAGGCAGUGUACAAGAAUAAAACAACUAAUAACAAUCAGUUUAAACCCAAUAACAUCAACAAUAACAGAAAAAAUAACAGCAACUUAAAAUUUAAAAUCACUUUUACAGCAAAUAAAAAUAAUAAGAUAAACUUGGCUAAUUUAAAAUUCAGUAGCAACAAAACCUAACCAAUCAGAUAAAGAAAUAAAACCAGCCACGCCCAGCUGAAAAAACAGAUCAUGAAUAGCCUGGAGAAAGAAAACAUUCUUACCUGGUACCUAAAAUCGAACAAAGAAGGUGCCAGAUGUAAUGGGAGGAAGUUGUACAAACAUAGUGCCACCACUGAGAAAAGCAUUUCCCUUGUUGGCCAUGCAACUCAUCUUGUAAACAGGAUUACUCACCAGGGCUCAGGUGCUGAUCUUAGAAGCUAAUAUUUGCUUUAAUAACCAUACACCCAUUCAGAUAUCAUUGUACUAGGAUUUUUUUACAAAUUCCAUUACAGACAGAGAACAUGAUACAGCCUUAAUUCCACAAAUCUGAGUGAUCCACUUGAAAUCUUUGCAUAGAUUGAAUAUGUAAACACGUACACACAAGUAGCAGAAUGAUAGGUGCAAGAUGAAGAGUAAACUGUAGGUAAUGCAUAAAAUUUUGUGUUGGAAAAACAAUACAUACAUACAAAACUUUAAGGAAAACCAAAACAUGCUUUUAUGUAUUUCAUGUCUUCCAAAUUUGUUGAUUGGCAUAAUGUAAUUAUGUGCUUCUUUCAGAUCUCCAAAUUUUGUGUUUUAGUUUUAAAAUCAUUUAGUUGCCACUGGGGUAUUAACUAACUGUAGACUCUUGACAGCUUUGUGGGAAUUCAAAAUACAUGAAUCUGAACUCAGACUUUUUUGCUAAAAGCAUUCGUUUUCUCACUUUUCAGAUAUGGGAGUUGAUGAUCUAGAACAAAUGUUUUUUAAAAGCUCACGUGCCUAGGGUCAGUUAGGGCUGAAGUAUAAUUACACUUGACAUUGUUUCAGUACUGAAUUAAAUAGGAAGAUCGCUGGUGUGGUGAUGCUCCCAUGCCAUUCCAGUAACUUGAAGGGGAGUAGUUGUGUAGGCAGGCCAACUAGGGUGGUUACUUCCAGGACUAUCCAUGAUUAUAUGGUAAUAAUACUGUCUAUGUGACCUGUUUUAUUAUCACUUCACUUCUACUGUUAAUAGAAUGGUAUACAAUGGACUCGUUCUGCAACAGCUCCUAUGCUAUUCAUAUUAUUUGAGUAGGGGUGAAUCUUAGCUGCAUCCACCUGGUAAAAAUGAAUUUUGUUGUUGCAUAGUUGCAGUAUUUUUCAAUUUGCUGCAUUUUCAUCUGUAUGAGUGUCUACUUUUCUAAUUAAAAUAUCUGUUCAGGCUCAAUAGUAGCCAUAACUCUGGGCCAUGUUAAGCGUAAUGGUCUCAUUAGUCUUGAUGGGACAAAUGUAACUAUGUAGUUACUUUUUUCUCAUGGAGAUAAACACUUAAACACUUUCAAACUUGAAAAGAAAAUGAAGUUCAUGAAUGAAUUACAAAGGGUUUAUCACUACCAACGCUUGAGAAGAGAGUCUGACUGCAAAUAGUAAUAAUAUUAAACGGAUGCAUUCUACUGCCAACCUUAUUCCAGUGGUUGCUCUUAAAAGGCAAGAGUACUUAAAGAACCGUGCGAGUCCCGCAGCACAUUUGGUUUACCAGAACUGAACUAUACACAAACUUCUUUUUUGCCUCUCGGGUUCAUAUGUGAUGCUGUACAAUUGUCUGAAAAUUGUGUAUCACGGUUCAACAUUUGCAUCCCACUUUUAGCAUUAUGGAAAAUGUUCAGGAAUUUGAUUAGUAAAUAUAUGUACACCUCUUUCACAGUAGGUAUUUUUAUUUUGGCCAGCUGAUGCUAUGCGGUUGAAAAGACAAAAACCCAUUACCCAGCUUGUUACUUGAAAUCUUAAGUUUUCAGUCUGUAGCAGAGGCAUUUUGCACUUUCAGCGGGAGUUGGUUGGAUAAAAUUUUGCAGUCUCAGGACUGCAUUGUAGUACCACUAAAUGUACUUUUUGAUGGAAAAUAAAUAAUUUAUAGAGUAUUACUUAGGUAGUAUGUUAACUUAAUUUUGGGAUAGUGGGGUAUACUCAAAAUACAAUCAUGAUUAUUUUACACCUCUUAAAAGACUAGUAUUCACACUUUUAUUCCAUAAAAUUUGACAUUCCAAGGCUGCUUUUGUUUCUGUUAGAGUAUAUUUUGAGAGGUUUUCCUGCAUUUCUACUAUAUAUGUUUGUGUGCUGUUAACAUUGCUGUACUUUAAUUUGUAACUGUUUAUUGCUGCUGAUACAAACAUGCUUUGAUACAGUUUAUAUAAGCUGCCUAUGAAAUGAAACCCUUGCAAUCAUCUGAGACUCAGUGCGUUAUGUAAAGCAUGGGCCAGUCUCGUGUUGUAUUGCCAUGGGUUUUUUGUUAAAUUGAGAGUGUCUUUAAGAUAAAAACAGAUGGACAGAGCUAUCUAGCAUAUUGCAUGCUUUUGUGUAGGCAGAAUCAAAGUGCUAUUCAUUGCCCUCCUAUCUAUGUGUCUUGAAUAUACUUUUCUCGCUGGGAUUUGUAACCUGUAGUAGGUUUAAAGCAGGGGUCCCCAACCUUUUUGAUCCUGUGGACUCAUUUCAAAUUCUGAUACAAUGUUGUGGAUGCAGCUACAAAAUGGCUGCUGCAGGAAGCUGAGCUAGCCUUGGCUUUCUCCCGCCUGGGUGGGGGAUGCCCUGCUUUCACCUUCACCCCCGUCCCCACUUACCUGGCCAGUGGGGGGGCAUCCCCCCAGCGGCGCAGCGUGUUUCCACCCCACCCCCCACGGGGCACCCCCCAGUGGCGCAGUGCGCUUCCACCCCACCCCCCUCAGCGGCGUGCUCCCAUGCCUCGCAGCAGGUCUGUUUGGGGCCAAAUCGAGCCCACGGGGGGUGGGAAUUCAGCCCUUUGGUGAGCGCAGGAGCCCUCCCAUGCCACCCUUUGACCCACAUGAUGUCAUCACACCACAUGGGAGUGCGCGCGCUCAGGCACCCCCCCUCCCCGGCACGGCACACUCCCACGCCCUGCAGUGUCACACUCCCAUGCCCCACAGUGGGCCUGUUUGGGGCCAAAUCAGGCCCACAGGUGGGAGAUUCAGCUCUUUGUUGAGCGCCAGAGCACUCCCGGGCCACCCUUUGACACAUGUGAUGAUGUCACUUCCCAGAAGUAACGUCAUCACACCAGCCAGGAGCGUGUACGCGCACAUGUAUGCUAAGAAGAAAAGGGGAAGGAAGGGAGGUAGGAGCCAGUGUCCCAAUCUCCUGCCGGGAGAGUGAAGGGACCUGGUAACCCUAGGCUGAGCCAGCUACAAAAUGACUGUCACACCUUACCUUCAGUCAUACAGUGAAGAUCCUCGUGCUGUGGUAGCAGCUUUUGUUAAAGCAAUGUUUUUAAAAAUCUGCACAGCCACUAAAAUCUCCACUGGCCUAUCAGAAACACUGGUGGGACAAAGCCCCACCUGACCACGCCCACUUUCUAAAAACACUUGGUGGGCACCAGGAAAGGUGUUGGUGGAAACAAUGGUACCUAUGGGCACCAUGUUAGGAAUCUGAUUUAAAGUUUUGCUGCCACAAAUGGGGGGAAACCUUGCAUUAUUUCUCAAGUCUGGAAUAUUUCUAAAAUAUUUCAACCCUGUACUCUCAUUGCAGCAGUUAUUGGGCUUUUAAUUUCUAGUUAAAAAUAUAAAACAAAAACCAAUGAUAAGUCUACUGUAAAAGAAAACAAAUUUUUAAAAGUAGCUGGAAAACUUCAACAGACCAAUAACAAUAACAUCAGCAAUAUUUUUAUUUAUUUAUUUAAUGUCAUUUAUAGUCUGCCUUUCUCACUGAGACUCAAGGUGGAUUACAUAGUGUGAGAUUAGUACAGUUUAUAAAAGCUUAACAUUGCAAGUUUACAAAAGCAUAACAUCAGCAAAAAUCCAACACCGGGUUGAAGAAAUGCUGAAACAGAGCAUAAGCAAUUCUAGGACUGAGAUUAGACAACAUAGAACUACCCAGAAGGAUCAGCAACAGGUAGUACAUAGGUGCACUUACUUAAAGCAACAGGUAGUACAUAAGGCAACAUAGUGGUGAAGUCUAUUGUCCCUGACUUGUUAGUGAAGCAUCUCUUUUCGACCAGCUCCCUAUAAUACAGCCCUUCUAUUUGAGUAGAAAAGCCUUUUUGAAUAAUUCAGUUUUGCACCAUUUGCAGACAGCCGGGAGACCAUCCUGACCACCUCAGGCAGGCCAUUCCAUAGGGUGGAGGUCACCACAGAGAAUGUAUGUAUAUGGGCAGCUGCUGAUUUCACCCACGUGCAGGGUGGCACCUGCAGGAGACCUGGCUCAGAGGAGAGAAGCUGCUGUGGAGGCACAUAGGGAGGGAGGUGGUCCCAUAGGUAUGCUGGACCAAGGCCAUGAAAAGCUUUGUAUAUGAUAGCCAAUACCUUGAACUGGGCAUGGUAACGGAUAGGUAGUCAAUGGAGUUAAAUUUUAAAGCAUUAAAACCUGUGAAGGGAUGUGAAAGGAGAACAGACUAAAAUUACGUUGGCGAGAGGAGCAACAGGAUUAUUAACGGAACAAUGAUUUAGGUGGUGUUGAAACCUUAACAGAGUUGGUAUAAAGCAGAGGGCUGAGAGGUGUCACCCACAUUGUUUCAUUCUGAGGGCGCGCACACACAACAAAGCCACUGUAGAUGUUCUCAACUGAUCGGCAGGCUUAUAUUGGAGUGGGAAGCCCUUGAAAUCUCCUGUUCUCAGAUAAUAAUUAACGCUUCAGGUUGUGCCCAGAAGUAUAGCUCUUGUAAAAAUGUGAGAUUUGUUCCUUAUAGUUUAUGCCAAUAGCAACGUUGCUGUUGUGUUCUGUGCCAAGUGAAGAUUCCAAACCAUUUUCCACGACAGUCCAAAAUAGAGCAUGUGGCUGUAAUCUAAUAUGGACGUUACCUGGGCCAGUGAAUAACUGGCUACACAGCCAGGGAAGGAACUCGGCUGGCAUACAGGCUGAAAUUUAUUUAAAGGUUCUAGUAGUUGCAGACAAGGCCUGGUAGACCCUCCAUUUGUAUGCCCCGUGGAACUUCUGUGUUCUGAAGAAUACAGCUCCAUUUAACACAGGUUGACUUCUCAGACUAAUAGGAUGUAUUAACAACCUACAGUACCUCAAUCUUUUCUAGGUUAAGUUUCAGUUUACUGGCCUUCCUCCAGCCUGUUACUGCCAUCAGAUACUUUUUCAGGAAAUACACUGCCUCACUCAGUCACCUGGAAGAAGGAAAAAAUACAGUUAUGUAUCUUAAUGUGAUGGCUUUUUGUGCCAAAUCUCCUGAUAGCCUCUCCCUGUGAUCUCAAGUAGAUGUUAAAUAGUAUGAGCAGCAAGGCUGAACCCUGCAGAAAUAGUUUGAGGAGCAAGACUGAACCCUAUUACAAAUAAUUAUAACACCUUUUCCCAGAACCACCUUUUAAUAUCAGUUGGCUGGAUAGCAACACCAACCAUCAGAACAUGGCACUUCCAACACCUCCUUUGUCUUGAAGGACGCUGUCGUUGAUGGUACCAGAAGCUGUUGAGAAGUCCAGGACAACCAAUAGGGUCAUUUUUCCUGUGUCUCAUGGCAUAAGCAGCAAAGGUAGUAUCAGUUCCAAAACUGUUGAAAAGUGGGAUGACAUGGUCUACAUAAUCCAUCUUACCACACACACACACACAAGCCAGAAAUUCCACAGCUGCCAAAAGUUUAAGCACCUUGUUAAAAGGGGGUGGUGGUGGUAUAUUUGAUAUUGGCUGUUAUUCAAAUUGCUUGGGUCCAGGGAUGGUUUGAUGGCUUUUUCAGAAGGUUUCAUAAUUGUCGCCUUCAAGGCAGUUGGCACUAUCUCCUCCUUCAAUGAUGUAUUCACUACUCUCUGGAUUUAACUGAGCCACUAGAUGUAAUGAACCAUGAGGAAAAGAGCUGAACAUGGAUAUGGAUAUCGACCAGACUGCUCCAAGCACCAUGUCCAUAUCCUCAGUUUGCAACAAGUGAAAUUCAUCAAACAACUUGUGAUUUUGAAUGAGCUUCAAAUAACAGUUGUACUUGCAGAGGGCAAGCGCUGACAUAUGGGUAAUCAAUUUUAAUUUAAGAUGAAAUGUGCAGUGGGCAAGAUUUGAGUACUAGCUAUAUUCCUAAAUUUGUUCUUGGCUUUUCAGCCCAUUGCAAUGUAGACUGUGGCACAUCGUAAGCUGUAUCGCCAUGUUCUUAGCUGGCAAAGGUAGGGCAGGCCCUACAAUUUUAUUGGAUCUUAAAAAUUUCUACAUAAAACAGAAAUUUAAUGACCUACUUACUGUUCGUUGUUUUUUUAAAGUGACUUCUGUUCAUUAACCACUACUAGUGUUCAAAAUUGCAUAUAAUUUAUGUAUAGAAAUACUAAAAGGUGAUAACUAUUUUUGUAAUUUCAGAAAUGUAAUUGUUCCUGUAAUCAUGUGGCAAAUGAUCUGUAUGCAGUAUUUGAAAGCAUGAAAAAUAAAACUGCUCUAUUUGGUGUGCUUUUAUGGAUUCA
Molecule: messenger RNA, 8241 nt
Organism: Eublepharis macularius
Lineage: Eukaryota; Metazoa; Chordata; Lepidosauria; Squamata; Eublepharidae
Gene: TMEM106B
Product: transmembrane protein 106B
Exons: 8
Coding region: 456-1271 (271 amino acids)
Biological process (GO): lysosomal transport; lysosome localization; dendrite morphogenesis
Cellular component (GO): lysosomal membrane
Source: RefSeq, a predicted model, not a curated record